GUUAAAUGCGCAAAAAAUAUUUUGAAAAAUUUAAAAUAAAAUUUUGAAAUUUUUCAAAAAAAAAUUUUAAAAGUAAAAAAAAAUUUUGAAAAAUUUAAGCACAUUUUUAAAAACUAAAUCAAAAUUAAACAAAUAAAAAAAUUAGCAAAAAUAUUUUGAAAAUUUGAAAAAUUGAAAAAUUUAAAAAAUUGAAAAAAUUAAAACAAAGUUAAAUGAGUAGAAAAUAAACAAAAAAGUUUCUUCAAAAUAAAAACCAGCUUGAAGUUUUUCUAAUAGUGCUUACAAAAAAAAUAUUUAAAGUGUUUGCCAGUACAACUCUGCAAAUUGAAUUUAUGUAAUUGUAUACUAAAUAAUACAGUCAGUGUAAUUUAAAUCACAGUGCUAUAAUACAUAUAUAUAAAUGGAAAAAAUAUGUCUACUCCAAAGUUUUGCUCUAAGCACACCUACAUACGCUGACGCCCUGCCGUGUGUUUAAAAAUUUCCGCUCCACAUCCAGUAUUCGCCCACAAAUCGGCUGUAUACACACACCUACUUAAUUGCAUGUAGCAAAACAACAAAAAAAUAAAAAAAAAGUAAAAUAAAACUUGUGUAGUUCAAACAUUUGAAAUUGCCUGCCCCUUACAUAUGACCUGACAAUUGUGCUACUCGGCGUAGCCUACAUUUAGGGGCUAAAAGUCAAAUUGAAACUAGUGAGUACAUAAACACUGCGGCGUUGUAACAAUUUCGGGCGUCAGUGUGUCAUGCUAACGAACGGCCGGUGGCAGACAAUUUGUGACAGUCGGAACUGGUGCACCUGUUUCGCAUAUUAAAUGUCAGUGUUGGAGCGUUGCGUUGGCUUUGCGGCAAGCUUCGCAUGAUUUUUAACACAAUUAGUAUUGCAGUUAUCGGCCUGAAAGUGGGCCGCUAGGAAUAACAACUGCAUGCCGACAGCCAGUGCUGCAGGCUAACCUCGAUUAUUUGUUGCAACAACGGUGCGCUCUGGGGAGCACACGUGACCGUAGUAAAGCGAGCAGUGCCGUUACAUAUAUAUGUGCGCUAACUGUAGCUACAUUGUUGUUGGUGGUGGUGACGAACUACAUAAACAGAUGUCUCAAUGCCUCGUUGAAAUCCAUUAAAACUCUGCUGCGCACUUAGGCAGCCAUCGGCAACCUUCAGCGGUGGCCACAAUUGAACAUUAAAUCACUUAAGAAACUACAACCACAACAACAGCAAUAGAAAUCAAUAAAAAUGCGUUCCUCACCCUACGCCUAUCACAUCGCCAACGACUUGAGCGAAGAAGAGUCCGACGGCGAUGCACUGGACUAUCACAUGGCGGCGGCCAUUAGCUCGAACCAUCGCCACCAGCAGCAACAACAAAUGGAAUUGAAAUUGAAAGACAUACCGGAGAAGUAUUUGAUGGUGAUUGCUCACUUCCUGUCGGGCGAUUUCAAUGACACCGAAGCGAUGGACCGUGUCAACGGGCCCAUACUGAAAGCCAGCAUUAAGUCCGUCCAUUGGCUGUUCCUCAUCCAGUAUGCGUUAUUGGCGCUGGCCGGCAUUGCCAUGAAUGUGAGCAUUAUUGCGUAUGCGAUGUACAAUCGCCUCUACAAGGAUGUGACGCACGCAUUCAUCGUUAAUUUGGCGUUGUGCCAUUUGGUGCAGUGUGCGCUGGUGUUGCCGAUAACAUUGAUGGUGAUGCUCAUACAGAAUUGGAUAUUCGGACAAUUUUUGUGCUUCUUUCUGCCGAUGCUGCAGGACAUUCCGCUGCAUGUUGCCAUAAUAUCGCAUAUACUCAUCGCCUGGGAUCGCAUGCGUUGGCUGAGCGAUCCACUGCAGGGCCGCUUGCCGGCCUUUGUGUGCUGCUGCGCGACUUGGCUUACUGGCAUGGUGAUUGCGCUGCCAUAUCCCAUCUAUACGAUUUAUGUGGAAUUGGGGGAUUAUGUGACAGAGCUGAAUGGCAUCGGCCUAUGUGUGGUCAACUUAAUGGAUGAUAUGCACGAAUAUAUGCGUGGACUGUUUCUGCUAAUGUACUGCGCGCCCUCCGUUCUGUUGGCUUAUCUUUACAUAAGGACUUCACAGGAGCUGCGACCACCUGAUGGUCCAUUUGCCGUUAUGAUGUUCGAGCAUCGCGCGGAUAUGCGAAAUCGCCAACGCAACUCAUCAGCCUCUUCGGUGGGCGUCAGCGUCGGCGCCACCAACACUUCCACCUCGGGCAUCGGCUCAGCGCUCACCACCCACACGAAUGGCGGUGCCAGUGUCGGUAGUGGUAUUGGUAUGGGUCACAACACCUCAUCUGCGCUGUCGACAACCGGGUCCGCCACAACGAAGACACGCUCGUAUGACUUGUACAGCGCCGAGUUGGAUGUUUAUCGGGAGAAGCGAAAGCAACGCAACUUCGGCAGCAUGGCUGCGGCUCAGAUACUUUGUCUGUGUCCGCUAAUGAUUCUACGCUUCGCACGCCUUUCCAUGGAGGAGACCUAUGAGAAUCAGAAGCAUUUCGACUUCACAUAUUUGAUGUUUGUGUGGAUCGCUUUUCUGCCCACCGUCAUCUUUCCCUGCAUUUAUGCCUCGCAGAUACUACCCAGAGAUAAGCAGGAGCGCAUACGUGGCUAUUUUCGUCUUUCGACGAAACGUUUCCAUAAAUCGCGCAGUUGUGGCGGCAGCGGCAGCGGCCACACGCCCAGCUCCCGAGAGGAUUCCAUUGAAAAGGACGACAACACAAACGCCACGCAAGCCACAUCGAUACUCGUGAACGGCGAGGAGUUUCUGAAUGGCGGCGGCAGCAUUACCGGCACUGCGCUGGUGACACGUCAUGAGCUCAAUCGGGCUGCCAAGUUUCAACAACAGCAGCAACAGCAUCACAACAAUUGCCGACAGGCUGGCAAAGACAGCUCGAACGGCGUUGCGGCGGUAGGUCAGCAUGCUUACGGCAGCAAGUCGACACCGCUGGCGAAGGAUGUGCGUGUGAAGAAGAAUGAUGUGAAGAUUAAGAUAAUAUCGGAUGGCGGCAAAGGCAAGAAGUCAACGUUGGCAGGCAUUGCCGGUGCCGGGCAAUUGCAGGCACAGCAUGCUGCGAAGAACGGCAGCGUGAGCAGCGGCAGUCGACGCGAGAGUGUUGCCGGUGGCGGCGGUGGCGGUGGUAGUAUUGGUGAGCGCAAAUUGACGCUCGGUUCGUUGGAUAACUCCUGCUCGAAUAUGACCUCGUCGACCUACUGCAAUGGCGCUGGCAGUUUGCUGGAGGAUGAUGGUGGCGCAAGCAAUUUCGGUGAUGGUGAAGACUCCUCAAUUGUGAGUGGCAUGAUUGUGCCGAGCGGCGGACAAAAUGGCGUCAACUAUAUGCAACACAAGAAGUGGAGUCUCAGUGGUCAACCAUUGUUACGUAACAAGGAUUUAUCGUUUAGCGAUUGCAGUAGUUUCUCGCAUAUGGAGACGGCCAGCACGUUGGAGCGCGACAUGGAGAUAAUCGAUAUGUUGGAACGUGAACGUAGCAUGGACAUACAGGAGAUGAUAGAGCGUGAGAAGCACGGUGAGACGGUGCGCAUGACGGUGGGUGAACGUCGCAAGCUACCCGAUAUUGAGAAGAUUUAUCAGCGUUCGCCAAAAGCGAAACUCGAUCCGUACAGUUAUGAUGUGUCUUCACAGGUGACGCCGACACCGUCAACAGCAACCGCCAAGGAUAGCAUACCGAACUCUUUGCUCUGCAGUGAUCCGUUGCAGUCAAGCGGUGGCAUUAGUAGUAGUGGUAGCAGCACGAAUGAUGGCGGUUAUAGCGUUGCGUCGACGUUUACCGGAGAUGAUGGUAUGGCAGCGCAUCGCCUGUCACGCAACGAUGACGGUGAGAGUGGCAUCGAUGUCGACGAAGAAGUGCCGUCCGAUUUCUUCGACAAGUACACGCCGGGCGCUGCUAAUUCGGUGCCAUAUGCCAGCAGUGGCGGCGGCCCAGCAGUCAACACACCCACUUCCGCCUACCAGUAUCAGUACUCGCGUCGUCUGAGCCGCAAAUCGUCGCAUCACAGUCAAGGCUCCAAUUCACAUCGCACUUCGAAGCGUGACAGCUUCAAUUCCUUGAAUGGCAGCGAUCUCAUUGCGGGCGCAUUCGGUGAGCUCGAUCCAACGCAACCGCUGUCGAAGAUGUCAGUGGUGGAGGGGCGUAUGCGCCGCAGCAGUGGACGUACGUCCAGUUUCUCUUCCUCGGCGCGCAGUUCAAUGAAGUCACGCGACUACAGUCAUGGUUCAUCGCAUUCGGCGCAUCCAGAGUUGGACUUCAGGGAGAAUAUAUUCGCUGAACUCUGAAGAGGUGAGUGUGGUAAGACUCGAGUUUAGGUGCCACGAUCCAAAUUGUGCAUGCUUUAUUUGAAAAGAGGUGCCUAAUUGGAUUAAAUUAAGCAACGAAGGUAUGUUUGAAGUAGAAAGCUAGCUUUUAAUACGAACAAAUACAGAAACCCUUAUAGUAGUGUGUAUUGGUAUGGAAGUCCUGACAGAGCAGUUUUAUAACAGUAGUUAAGCGUAAGUUUUUAUUAAUGUAGACAGAUCCUAGUAUGUGGUAAGUAAUGUUAAGUAUAAAUUUGAAAUGUGAUGAAAAUAGUUACAGAAUUGGCAUAAGCAUUCUAAAACGAAAAAUCAAAUGGAGUUUGGUGUUAGACGAGGAAAUACUUACACAUAGUGUUGUUGGAGUUACGUUGCGAAUAAGUUAGUGGGUUUACUAUGUGGGAAUUGAGUUCAUAAGGGUUGCUAACUGGAGCAAUAUACGAAGCUUACCUAACCUAGAUUGACAGCUGAUUUGAAGGUUAGUUGACCUUUGAAUGUUUGGUCAAGCAGAUUUCUGGUCAACUGUUCCGAAGGAUAUCGUUGGAAUUGUUGUUGGUCAAGUAUUUGGAUUCCGAGGUUGAUAUACUCAUGAGUUACGAGAAUAUCAAUAAGGUAGAGUAUUUGGCUCUAAAGAACUUAAGUGGUUCGUGACAGGACGAGCAAAACUCGAAAAAUUAUUAAUAUGAUUAUUUGUAUGAGACAAUUGCAAGAUUUGUUCCUGUAGAACAGCUGGGGUUUAAGUUAAACAUGUGAUUACUUAGCAUAUGAGUUCUUUUGAAGAAAAGUGCGGGUUCUUGAGUAAACGAGAGCUACUAAUAUAACGCUAUUAUGAAAGAAUCUGUGAGAGAGCGUGAAAAAGUCACGUUCUAUUGUAUUUUAUAUAAGCAUUUGUUAGUUUGAUAGUUAAUUAUGGUGCGUUAGAAAUAAUUAAUAUUUUUUACAAUACUUUGAAAAACUGUUUGAGGUUGAAGGCGACUUUCUUUGAAAAAUAUAAGAAAUUUGAGUUAGAAUGUUCGCUUGUAUUUGAAAGUAUCUUAACAAAGCUGCCUUCGAUUCGUCGAACCGAGAACUUACUGAAUCAGUGAAUCGAACAAACUGGUAUAAAUCUCAUAAACUGGCAUAAUUCAAUAAUUUUUGAAACCCAUCACUUCCAUCACUUCGAUGUGGCAUACGAAUGCUCUCUUCCCAUAAAUAUGACUGCACAAUUUUUAAAUUUGUUUGUUUUAUAUUUUCGCAGUAGCGGAUCGUACAAACAAUUGGCAUAAAUGCCAUAAACUGGCAUAAUCCGCUUGUUCUUGAAAUCCACCACUUUUAUCACUUUGAUAUGGUAUAGAGAAGCACUCAUCUCAAAAAUAUAAUAUAAUAACUAGCUGGAUUUUAAUUUUCUUUGUUCUGUAAUUGAGUGGAUUUCCCACAUGUCGUAGAGCGAAGUGGCGAAUCGAACAGAUAAGUGAAUAGCGCAAAUAAAUGGUAUAAACCAUAGAGACAGGCAAAAUCAAGACUAUUAGAAAGCAAACACUUUGGACAAGUAACCACAAGCUCCGCUUUGUUGAAUUCAGUUGGUUGACUUCGCUGUUCCUUUCACUCCUCAGCCUUUUGACAAGAGAGAGGAGAGCUCCCCAAUGGUGUAAAGAAAUAGUAUUUGAAUGAAUAGUGAACUUUAGUGUUGCUUUCACUUGUCA
Messenger RNA from Bactrocera dorsalis (oriental fruit fly), 5969 nucleotides. RefSeq lists its product as uncharacterized. The coding region runs from base 1228 to 4272 and encodes 1014 amino acids. Gene Ontology annotation, biological process: neuropeptide signaling pathway. The record is from RefSeq and is a predicted model, not a curated record. NCBI's taxonomy places the organism in Eukaryota, Metazoa, Arthropoda, Insecta, Diptera, Tephritidae. Gene Ontology annotation, cellular component: membrane. The transcript is spliced from 7 exons. Gene Ontology annotation, molecular function: neuropeptide receptor activity.